GAUCAUAAAGAGUUGGAGACACAAGACAGAGAAGUAGACAGAGAGAGUGUGAGAAAAACACAGACAAAACAGAGAAAUAGAGUGAGAAAACUAAAGAAAGCCUCUCCUGCUUCUCUACCCUGACUCCUACACCCUGCUCCCUGUCCUACACCUCUGCCCCCAUUCCCACUCCCCUGGCCCCCUCCCACUCCUCACAAUCCACCCUCACUCCCCCUCCCACUUUCCUGCCCCCUCUCCCGUUCCUAACCAUGCUGGUUAGCAGGUGACCAUGUUAAGUUGGAUAUGUUCUGCAUUCUCCACUCAGGGUGGGUAAGCAGUGUGAAGAUGGUUGAGAUCAACACAGCUCUUACUCCAUUGGCGCUCUAUGAAGAGGAUAUAGAUUUACCAGUGGAGGUGGCAGCCCGGCGGAGACAGAUGGUGAAGAAACGUUUGCAGGAUUCUCCUGCUCCAUUCGUGAUUGGCUCAAUGAACCUGGUGAAUGAGAGGAUUCAACAUUUCAGUGGCACAUUGCAUGCUCAUCCUGAAGUCUUGCUUGUUGAGACUCGAAAUAAAGAAUGUGUGCUACCGGCCUGCAUCCAAUCAGAAAAAUUGAGACCACCGCAUGGUUCAAAAUUUCCUGAGAUACCUUUGGAGAAACGCCCAAAGAGCAAGCGUUCUGAUGUCCAGCCAAAGUUGGUGGAGCUUCAGCAAUAUCCAGGGUUCUGCACGGAGGAACCGACUCCACUGCCCAACGAAACAGACCUGGAGCAGAUCUGGGCGAAUGUGCAACAGGCUCGCACACAUUGCUUGAAACAGUCUGGUUACUUAACUGUGUUCCAGCAGUUACUCCACUCCACUCUGGUGCAGAACCUCCUCCUGGAUACCUUUUGGUGGAUUUUUCUGCUCCUCUACCAGACUGAUUACAGUGUGCAGUGUCAACUGUUUGAUCGUAUAUCAAAAAAUUAUGUUCAGCUGAUCAUGGACUGUCAGAACUAUUACUAUGGAGACCGAUUUCUUCAGGAACUGCCCAGCACUCUCAGUCAGGCUGUGUAUGUCAGCUUCUGCUGCACUUUUCCCCAGUCUUGGAUGCAGUUUCACAACAAUGAUUUCAGAUCACAACUAUGCAACAUCGUGUACCAAUGGUUUGGAGGCGUGCAGCCAAUACCAAGGAUUUAUAACAACUGGAAUUAUGAUGUUUUACUGCCACAGGAGGUGAAAGAUAUGAAAUCACGGACAACACAAGACACAGACCACGAUAAAAGUAUUGGAAAGAAGCUAUCCCUGAUUGACUUCCAUUCAACCUAUGAAGGGAGCUGCAACUUAGAAUCUAACAGAUCCUCAGUGACUUCAGUCAACCAUAAGCUAUCGAUACAAAACAAGUCUUUCAGGUCUGCACCCAGGCUGUCACAGAACACUUCAGUUCAAGUAAAGAGGAAUUCCAAGGUUCAGAGAAACUCACAUGUGAAAGUUGAUAACAAUCAACUCGAUAACAAGUCAACCAGCUCUCUUGGUAAUGUCCGGUUGGUCAGCAACAUGAUGUCAAGCUCCCAAAGAUUGACUCGAAUUCCAUCUCACAAACAGUCCCAUGUAGUGGGACCUGGGCCAAAGUUCGCCAAGAAUUUAUUUAAUUUGUUUGGCCUUAGUCCUCUGGUUCUGAACUUCCUCCAACGGUUAAACCUUGAGCCACGAGCUGGAGAAAACCUCUAUGUUACAAGAACAGAGAUACAACACUUACCAUCAGAUGAUGCUCCCACAUACAGUGAUGUGAUUAAAACAGGAAUUCAGAACCUGCUGAAGCUGAAAGAGAUGAAACAGAAACUGUUGCAGCAGCAGCACAAGAGGAUACAGUAGCUGUCACAGCAGCGUCAAAUAGCAGGCCAGGUUCCAUGACCCAUCACAACCCCAAUGAUGUGUGCCUCUACAAAGGACUCACUUGAAGCACUCUGACACCUGGACCCUGGUCAUUCUCACAGUUGCCAAGAAAAACUGGAGAUGUACACGAAGCCUGGUCUCUAACUCUGCACCAUUGCUGAUUCCAAAUAAAUGUUCCAUUGAGAACACUGA
Rhincodon typus (whale shark) is the source of this 2043-nucleotide messenger RNA. Its product is annotated as protein FAM227A. The transcript has 16 exons. The record is from RefSeq and is a predicted model, not a curated record. NCBI's taxonomy places the organism in Eukaryota, Metazoa, Chordata, Chondrichthyes, Orectolobiformes, Rhincodontidae. Bases 283 to 1830 code for a protein of 515 amino acids.